UUUCCUCUCGCACCUCCAUGGCAGCAUCGGCAAGCGGCGCUGCACGUGCUUUUUCAAAUGCCGAGUGAUUGUAAACCUCUGGUGUACCUUUCUGGCUGCCGGUUUCUUAGUUACGGCUCUACUCGUUUGUAGAUUUGAAAGUACAACAUAAACAUUGAAUCAUGACGCACUUGGAGAGAAUGCGAACGCACCUUCAUCUUCGUGAACAUGACUUGCUUCAUACUGAAACUGUUGAUCAUUGCGGUGCCACGCCGGGUGUGGAUGACAGCUGGGAUAUCCAAAAGUUUGUCAAGAGAUUUAAUGUUGGGAUCAUCUCCAUGGACGACAUGACCAUGGAGUUCGACAUGGUAGGCCUCAACCCGGCAAUCGCGAACGCCAUUCGCAGGAUACUGCUCGCAGAGGUGCCGACAAUGGCGCCUGACAAAGUAUACCUGUACAACAACACGAGCAUCAUUCAGGACGAGGUGCUGGCACAUCGGAUUGGCUUGGUGCCUUUCAACAUUGACCCACGGAUGUUCGAAUACAGGGAAAGUGAAAGUGAUGGUUCUCCCGAGGACACAGUUGAAUUUGAGCUUAAGGUGAAGUGCACCAAAAAUCCGCAUGCUCCAAAGGAUGCAACCAUUCCAGAUGAACUUUACAGGGACCACGUCGUGUAUACAAAGCACCUGACAUGGAUCCCCCUUGGAUCGCAAGCAGAAAUUUUUGGGAACAAGCCACCGAGACCUGUUCAUGAUGACAUUAUUCUAGCAAAGCUGAGACCUGGCCAGGAGAUUGACCUGAAGCUGCAUUGCAUGAAAGGUACAGGCCAGGUUCAUGCAAAGUUCUCGCCUGUAGCCACGGCAUCUUACCGCCUCCUGCCGGAGAUACGACUUCUGCGCCCCGUGCUGGACGAACAGGCAGAGCGGCUUCAGGGCUGCUUCUCCGAGGGAGUCAUCGAGCUGGAGGAUAGCCCCGACGGUCACAAAGUGGCCAGGGUUGCCAAUGCGAGGGCCGACACCUGCAGCCGUAACGUGUUUAGGUUUGACGACCUCAAGGACGCUGUAGAGCUGACGCGGGUCAAGGACCACUUCAUCUUUUCCGUGGAAUCCACAGGUGCCUACGCGCCUGACCUCCUCGUCACAGAGGCCAUCAAGGUGCUCAUGUCCAAGUGUCAGAUGUUCCUCGAUGAGCUGGAACACGUGCAGGUUCAUGGCUGACUUCUCGUGGGAAAGAUUACAACUGUGAAGAUUCGUUUGAUCAUUGAGGGUCACUGGCUACAAUAAACAAACUGUGGUACCCAAA
This is a messenger RNA of Dermacentor silvarum, 1281 nucleotides long. RefSeq names its product DNA-directed RNA polymerases I and III subunit RPAC1 (gene Polr1C). Bases 162 to 1196 code for a protein of 344 amino acids. Gene Ontology annotation, cellular component: RNA polymerase I complex; RNA polymerase III complex. Gene Ontology annotation, molecular function: protein dimerization activity; DNA binding. NCBI's taxonomy places the organism in Eukaryota, Metazoa, Arthropoda, Arachnida, Ixodida, Ixodidae. Gene Ontology annotation, biological process: DNA-templated transcription. The transcript has 11 exons. The record is from RefSeq and is a predicted model, not a curated record.